CUGUCUCCUCCUUCGCCAUCCAAAUUCCCAACCGACUCACCGCGGAAGAACGGCAGCUUCUACUCCAUGUAUCAUCAAGUUGCUCCCAAAGUGGAGCGCCCACUCUACCCCUCGCACCCACCGACAUACGAUAAAGAGAAUGUGUUUGAGGGAGCCUCUUUCGGAGAGCUGCCAUAUCCUGAGCCCGACUAUGGCUACAAAGCACCCCUCAAACGCACGUCUAUCGACUCCCGACCUCAGUAUCCGAGCAUCAAGAAGUUCAAGGCUGCCGGUGAAGACAGCUUUGAGCUGCCACGCCCGCAAGACAUGCCCGUGCUCACCGAUGACGGCAAAAAGCCAGCUCACAGCUAUGCGGAACUCAUCGGCAUGGCCAUUCUCAGAGCUCCGAACCGUCGUCUGACCCUCGCCCAGAUCUAUAAGUGGAUCUCAGAUAACUUCCGCUUCUACAGAGGAUCUGAAGGUGGAUGGCAGAACAGCAUUCGACACAACCUCAGCCUUAAUAAGAACUUCAUCAAGCAGGAGCGACCAAAGGAUGACCCAGGCAAGGGCAACUACUGGGCCAUCAAGCCUGGCGAGGAGCGCCCUUUCCUGAUGGGCAAGAAGCAGCCAGUGAGGAAGAUCAUCAACCCAGAUGGCUCAUCCUACACUCACGGCCUACCCAUGCCUCCCUCUUCGGAUCCAGCAGGCUUCCGUUCAGCCAGUACUCCUGCCAUUAGCAACUUCACCGUUGGUCCACAUUCAUCGAGAAAGCUUGAGACCAAGGACAUCGAUUCUGCCAAGUUUCCAGACGAGACCGAGCUGUCGUCUGACGCCACGAUCCCAGCAUCUGACCCAGCGCUUCAAGAAGACGAGAAGCAUGACGAUGCCGCCGCUAUGCCGCCGCCGCCUCUUCUGAUGCGAUCUUCGCCUCCACCAGCAGAUAUUGGCUCAUCACCUCCAACUAUGCAUGCAAAUUUGAACGGCACGCCUGAGCCUGAGCCCCGCAUUCCACUAUCAAGCAGAUCUGGCGGCCGUCGACGCAAAUUCGCAGGCAUGAACGAUAGCGGAUACUGGUCAUCAAUCGAGUCAUCUGCUGCCCGCGGUGCAUCUCACCAGCUGGCCAGCGAGAACGAGGUCCGGAGCCAUCGGAUCAAGAAGGGACGUGCAGAAGCAGAGAUUGCACGUAUCCGCAGCUCAUCCUUUGACAGCCCAAGCAAGGACCAACAUCGCUACCAGCCACCUCCUGGUAGCUUCGGCUCUUCGCCAUCUCACAAGGACGACAACCCACUCACCCCGGCUGUUCUCUUCAAGCGACCAGCUCGACCACCACCAUCGGUAUCACCAAACACAAACUUGCGUGAUCACCGCAACAGAGUGAGAGCAUUGCUGUCGCCUGCAAAGAACUUCAGUCCAAUGCCGCAAGAAAGCCACACUUGGAGUCCUGCUUUCACGCUCAGUGAAGAAGCAUUCGAUGUCUUCAUGGAUCUUCCCGACCACGACACCGCUGCACGCGGAUCGCCAGAGAAGCGGUCCGCAAGACGACCAUCUCUCGUCCGUGCCGCCACCAGCACCGGUGUUCUCGCAGAUAUCACU
Messenger RNA from Pseudocercospora fijiensis CIRAD86, 1572 nucleotides. RefSeq lists its product as uncharacterized. The annotation marks the transcript as partial. Lineage: Eukaryota; Fungi; Ascomycota; Dothideomycetes; Mycosphaerellales; Mycosphaerellaceae. The record is from RefSeq and is a predicted model, not a curated record. The transcript is spliced from 2 exons. Gene Ontology annotation, molecular function: DNA-binding transcription factor activity, RNA polymerase II-specific; RNA polymerase II cis-regulatory region sequence-specific DNA binding. Gene Ontology annotation, biological process: regulation of transcription by RNA polymerase II.